AAGAAGGAGGAGGAGGCUGCGUCGGCUCUGUACGGCUCCGCUCUCUUUUCCUGCGCCGUCCCCGGGCCAGAGAGGGGAACCGCCGACAUGGUGAAGGAACAGUUCCGCGAGACGGACGUGGCCAAGAAGAUAAGCCACAUCUGCUUUGGGAUGAAGUCUCCAGAAGAGAUGCGACAGCAGGCUCACAUCCAGGUGGUUAGUAAAAACCUAUACAGUCAAGACAACAAUCAUUCACCUCUGCAGUAUGGUGUACUGGACCAUCGAAUGGGUACAAGUGAGAAGGAUCGUCCAUGUGAAACUUGUGGAAAGAAUCUGGCGGAGUGUUUGGGUCAUUAUGGCUACAUUGACCUGGAGUUGCCUUGUUUCCAUGUGGGGUACUUCAAAGCUGUGAUAGGCAUUUUGCAGAUGAUUUGUAAGACCUGUUGCCGUAUCAUGCUGACCUUCGAAGAACAGAAACAGUUUUUGGAUUAUCUGAAGAGACCUGGCUUGACCUACCUCCAGAAACGGGGUUUGAAAAAAAAGAUCUCUGAAAAGUGCAGAAAAAAGAACACCUGCCCAUAUUGUGGGGCUUUUAAUGGUACUGUAAAGAAGUGUGGCUUACUGAAGAUAAUCCAUGAGAAAUACAAGACGACAAAGAAGAUAGUGGACCCCAUUGUGUCUAACUUCAUACAGUCCUUUGACACCGCUAUAGAACAUAAUAAAGAGAUUGAAUCCCUACUGGGGAAAGCCCAGGAGAACUUGAAUCCUUUAGUGGUUUUAAAUAUCCUAAAGAGAAUUCCCGCAGAAGAUAUCCCUCUGCUUUUGAUGAACCCCGAAUCUGGCAAGCCUUCGGACUUGAUCCUGACACGACUCUUGGUCCCCCCGCUCUGCAUUAGGCCAUCCGUGGUGAGCGACUUAAAAUCCGGCACCAACGAGGAUGACUUAACGAUGAAGCUGACGGAAAUAAUUUUCCUCAAUGAUGUGAUCAAAAAGCAUAGAAUAUCAGGAGCCAAAACUCAGAUGAUAAUGGAGGACUGGGACUUCUUGCAGCUGCAGUGCGCUCUGUACAUCAAUAGUGAACUCUCUGGCAUUCCUCUCAACAUGGCACCCAAGAAGUGGACAAGAGGCUUUGUUCAAAGACUGAAGGGAAAGCAGGGUCGGUUUAGAGGAAACUUGUCUGGAAAGCGAGUGGACUUCUCGGGCAGAACAGUGAUCUCACCUGACCCAAACCUGCGCAUUGAUGAAGUGGCUGUGCCUGUUCAUGUUGCAAAAAUACUAACGUUUCCUGAGAAGGUGAAUAAAGCUAACAUCGACUUUAUGAGGAAACUUGUUCGGAAUGGUCCAGAGCUUCAUCCUGGGGCCAACUUCAUUCAGCAGAGGCACACACAGAUGAAAAGGUUUUUGAAAUAUGGAAAUCGUGAGAAGAUGGCUCAGGAACUGAAGUAUGGGGACAUUGUGGAGAGGCACCUCAUAGACGGCGAUAUAGUCCUGUUCAAUCGACAACCCUCUUUGCACAAGCUCAGCAUCAUGGCUCAUAUAGCUAGAGUAAAACCGCACCGGACUUUCAGAUUUAAUGAAUGUGUCUGUACACCAUACAAUGCUGACUUUGAUGGUGAUGAGAUGAAUCUUCAUCUUCCUCAAACCGAAGAAGCCAAAGCAGAAGCCCUUGUUCUGAUGGGGACUAAAGCAAACUUGGUAACACCAAGAAACGGAGAGCCCCUUAUUGCUGCAAUUCAGGAUUUUCUUACAGGGGCUUACCUCCUCACCCUCAAGGACACUUUCUUCGAUCGAGCUAAAGCUUGUCAGAUUAUCGCUUCUAUUCUGGUUGGCAAGGAUGAGAAAAUAAAAGUUCGCCUCCCACCGCCAGCAAUUCUCAAGCCUGUAACCCUGUGGACAGGAAAGCAGGUCUUCGGUAUCAUUCUGAAGCCUAGUGACAGUUGUCCUGUCAAAGCCAACCUUCGAACCAAGGGCAAGCAGUAUUGUGGCAAGGGAGAAGACUUGUGCAGCAACGAUUCCUACGUUGCAAUCCACAAUAGUGAGUUGAUGGCUGGCAGCAUGGACAAAGGAACUUUAGGGUCCGGAUCCAAGAAUAAUAUCUUCUACAUUUUGCUGAGAGAUUGGGGACAAGUGGAGGCAGCUGAUGCAAUGUCACGGCUAGCCAGGCUUGCUCCUGUCUACCUCUCUAAUCGAGGAUUUUCAAUUGGAAUUGGCGAUGUGACUCCAGGACAGGGGCUGCUGAAGGCAAAGGAUAAACUUCUGAAUGAUGGGUACAAGAAAUGUGAUGAAUAUAUUGACGCUUUGAAGACUGGCAAACUGCAGCAGCAACCUGGCUGUACUGCAGAAGAGACAUUAGAGGCGCUGAUUCUGAAAGAGCUGUCUGUGAUCAGAGACCAUGCUGGCAGUGCCUGCCUUCGAGAACUAGACAAGAGUAACAGCCCCCUCGUCAUGGCUCUUUGUGGUUCAAAAGGCUCCUUCAUUAACAUCUCCCAGAUGAUUGCCUGCGUAGGACAGCAGGCUAUCAGUGGCUCACGUGUGCCUGACGGCUUUGAGAACCGAUCCUUGCCUCAUUUUAAGAAGCAUUCCAAGCUUCCAGCAGCGAAAGGUUUUGUUGCCAACAGUUUCUAUUCUGGCUUGACGCCCACCGAGUUUUUCUUCCACACCAUGGCUGGUCGAGAAGGCCUGGUUGAUACUGCUGUAAAAACAGCGGAAACGGGAUACAUGCAGAGACGACUGGUAAAAUCACUUGAAGAUCUGUGCUCACAGUAUGACCUGACUGUCCGGAGUUCUACCGGUGACAUCAUACAGUUCAUUUAUGGUGGAGAUGGCUUAGAUCCUGCAGCUAUGGAGGGAAAAGAUGAACCUCUGGAGUUCAAGCGUGUCCUGGACAACAUCAGAGCAGUGUAUCCAAGCCGAAGUGAGCCAGCACUUAGUAAAAAUGAAUUGGUGUUAACGGCUGAAUCCAUCAUGAAGAAGAACGAAUUCCUUUGCUGCCAGGACAGCUUCCUACAGGAAAUAAAAAAAUUCAUCAAAGCUAUGUCCGAGAAGAUCAAGAAAACCAGGGACAAGUAUGGCAUUAAUGACAACGGCACGACAGAGCCGUAUGUUUUAUACCAAUUGGACCGGAUUACUCCAACCCAGCUGGAGAAGUUUCUAGAGACCUGUAGAGAGAAGUAUAUGAGGGCACAGAUGGAACCUGGCUCUGCAGUGGGAGCUCUUUGCGCUCAGAGUAUUGGAGAGCCUGGCACACAGAUGACUCUGAAAACUUUCCAUUUUGCUGGGGUUGCCUCAAUGAACAUCACGCUAGGAGUGCCGAGAAUCAAAGAGAUCAUCAACGCCUCCAAAGCCAUCAGUACGCCAAUUAUCACAGCCCACCUUGACACGGACGAUGAUCCAGACUUUGCCCGUUUGGUUAAAGGAAGAAUAGAGAAGACACUACUGGGAGAGAUUUCGGAGUACAUUGAAGAAGUUUUCCUCCCUGAUGACUGUUUCAUUCUUGUCAAGCUUUCGUUAGAGAGGAUUAGGCUGCUGAGGCUGGAAGUUAAUGCGGAGACUGUGCGGUAUUCUAUUUGUGUCUCGAAGCUGAGAGUGAAGCCUGGGGAUGUAGCUGUUCACGGUGAGGCCGUUGUCUGCGUUACUCCCCGAGAGAACAGCAAGAGCUCAAUGUACUAUGUCUUGCAGUCUCUGAAAGAAGAGCUACCAAAAGUGGUUGUGCAGGGUAUCCCAGAAGUGUCUCGCGCUGUCAUUCAUAUCGAUGAGCAGAGUGGGAAGGAGAAGUACAAGCUGCUGGUGGAAGGUGACAACCUGCGAGCUGUCAUGGCCACGCAUGGAGUCAAGGGAACAAGGACUACUUCGAACAACACUUACGAGGUCGAGAAAACCUUGGGCAUUGAGGCUGCCCGGACCACCAUCAUCAAUGAGAUUCAGUACACUAUGGUAAACCAUGGUAUGAGCAUUGACCGGAGGCAUGUGAUGCUGCUGUCUGACCUGAUGACAUACAAGGGUGAGGUUCUGGGGAUUACUCGGUUUGGCCUGGCAAAAAUGAAGGAGAGUGUAUUGAUGCUUGCUUCGUUUGAGAAGACAGCAGAUCACCUCUUCGACGCUGCAUAUUUUGGGCAGAAGGAUUCUGUGUGUGGCGUUUCUGAGUGCAUCAUUAUGGGUAUCCCAAUGAACAUUGGAACUGGACUUUUCAAGCUGCUGCAUAAAGCUGACAAGGAAGCAGACCCCCCAAGAAGGCCUUUAAUUUUUGACAACCCCGAUUUCCAUAUUUCCCUUACUACGUAGCAGCUGGAGAGCACCAAACAGCAAGCAGAUGGCAUAUUUUAAACUGGAGCUGCAUGCCUCUCUAAGUAGGGUUUGGAGGCUGGAUAAGUGAGAGAUCAUGAUGUGCGCAACUGAUCCACCACUGCUGCAGGCGUUUAUCUUUUGUGUACUUAAUCCGCAGUGAACUUCAGCUGAUGGCGUUUGGUUUUUAAAAGCAAUAAUUUUCCCUGCUACAUCAAAAACCUGUAACGUGGAUUGUGGGACACCAAAUCCCUAUGAAAGGGAAGGCGCUUAACGUUUUUGCCUGGAUUUCUGUCAGAAGCAUUAGUUAUAGUAAUAGGAAAGAUUUCUGCUGCCUCUACCAGCUGUGAUAAACAUCUGUCAGAGUGUCCAAAGUAAUUUCCAGUUGGAUUGAUAUCGAAUAGAAGGAAGGUUGUGUUUGCUGUCAUAUGUAGUGCAUAUCCUUUUCUGUUAAAGUUUGUUUCCCAAGUACACUUUGUGUGGCGACUUCUUAG
This is a messenger RNA of Lacerta agilis (Sand lizard), 4754 nucleotides long. It is a transcript of the gene POLR3A, whose product is annotated as RNA polymerase III subunit A. The coding region runs from base 88 to 4260 and encodes 1390 amino acids. The transcript is spliced from 31 exons. The record is from RefSeq and is a predicted model, not a curated record. Gene Ontology annotation, molecular function: DNA binding; DNA-directed RNA polymerase activity. Gene Ontology annotation, biological process: DNA-templated transcription. Lineage: Eukaryota; Metazoa; Chordata; Lepidosauria; Squamata; Lacertidae.